AUGAACAGUCCUACUUAUGAUUUGGGUUCGCUGUGCUCGAGCCCGUUGCUUUACGCGGAAGGAGAAGAUUUUCUAGGGCAACCUGUCAACGUAUUCGAAGACGAAGAUAUUAGUUUCGACUUUAUUGACAGUUUUGAAGGAGAUUUUUCGAUAGCUGGGAGCCACACAAAAGAAGUACCGGCGACAGCUUCUGAACAGGAUCAGACUUUGAUAACCGAACGCACGACUUUAGGGGGACGAAAUGAAAUCGAGGGAUUUGAACAUAACAACGACCAUAAAAGAACAAUUAAUGAGGAAUCAUGUGGAAACAAGCAGGUUAUAACAUCUAACAAUAACAACGGUGAUUCAUCGAUUCAAGAUUACAUUUCCGUAUCCGAGUGUUUCGAUGGUGUUACAAACGAAGUCACGAAUGGAAGAACGGAGGCCAUGAGACCCUUGUCUAAAAACGCGGGAGACGGAACACAAUAUAUCCGAGAAAACGAAGACGAAAAUAAUUCGUUAUCACAGACCAAUCAUGAGAUAAGUGGCGAAAAACUUGACAUUCAAGACGAUUACAAAAUCAACACGAGUUUAUCGCCAGUCCAAGACGAAAGCCCUAACGUGAAUAAUUCACAAAAAAUUGCUAGGAGUUAUCCCAGUCAUGAAAAAACAGUAUUCUUGGACAAGAUAAAAUUACCUUCACAACAAGGGCAAAAAACGUCUAAAAGAGAUUUUGAAUCGCAAGUAACAAGUAAUGUAUUGAAGAAGACAAAUGUCAAAAAGGUUUGCAACGAUUCUGAAGCAUUUUGCGUCAAAACGUCUACUUUUAAACGCUGCGUACCUCCAAAAACAUUUUAUUCACCAUUUUGGACACCGGAGAAAAGUACUGCAAGGCAGGAAAGAUCGCUCGAAGACAGUUUAUUAAACGCAGCACAGCGUAAUGUGGACAUUUUGUACUGUUAUAAUUGUACGACAUGCCGGUCCCAGAAACCACACGUAAAAAAAACAAAAAUUGCAGUAAAGACCAACGAGGUGGGCAACAAAUACACUGAUUUUUUGAAACGUAGGACCGUUUUUAGACUGCACGAAAGCUCACUAAAUCAGCGUAACAAAGAUAUUAAUGGCGAGCCAUCUUGCCAUCUUGAUGAUUCUUCUGCAAACAAUGAUAAAUGGACUUCGCUACCAGCAAUUUGCACAUCAAAGCCAAAGACUGCUCAUAACAAACCGAUCGGUGCAAGCACUCUUUCCUUUACUUCGAUAGAGGAACUAAUUAAAAAGUACAAAGGACAUCGUUUCGAUUUAGUUGAACAGCAAAAAAGGUAUAAACUUAAGCCGUUUAAAUAA
This is a messenger RNA of Porites evermanni, 1323 nucleotides long. Lineage: Eukaryota; Metazoa; Cnidaria; Anthozoa; Scleractinia; Poritidae. The record is from the annotation of a GenBank genome assembly.